Molecule: messenger RNA, 667 nt
Organism: Aspergillus eucalypticola CBS 122712
Lineage: Eukaryota; Fungi; Ascomycota; Eurotiomycetes; Eurotiales; Aspergillaceae
Exons: 1
Coding region: 261-617 (118 amino acids)
Source: RefSeq, a predicted model, not a curated record
CAAGAAAUGAAGACAUAUGCGAAGUGUAGGUCGAAACCAGCCAAACAUCCCAAACAACUCAGCAAAGCCCAAUCAAUGCAGACGUAUAUAUCGUUUCCGCCUUUCUAAAUCCCUGAAAAGCAUGAGAAAAUGAUCCAUCCCACCCAAAAAUCUGACAAAACACCAAGCCGAAAAGAUGAGGUAUAACCGCCAACAGCAAAUCUGGCAUAGCCGCCGUGGGAAACCAAAAAAGCAACUCCGGUCCAUAGAUGCGCGCCUGAAUGGCCGACCGCCGCGCUUUCUAUACAUCAUCGCGGCCAAAACUCGAGGUCAAAGCACAAAAGGGUUUCCCUAACCGUAAGAUAAAAACAAGGUAUCGUUUGAGGUGGAAUGCAAAAAUCGAAUAUCGCAGGCGCCGUCGCUCGCAGGAAGCCGAAAGCAUCAGUCUAGGUAUAAGUUGCUCGAGUCGUCAUCGAAGUAAGGUGUAUAUACAGAGAAACACUGGUUUAUCCUUUGCUGUUUUUGCGCUCGUGAAGCCAAAAAAAGGAGAAGGGAAGAUCAGUCGAAUCGUAAGAAUGCGAUGGCCGUGUCGAACAGAAAGCAAAAACAAAGCAGUAACAAUUAUAACCCGCGGUUAGGGAGCCCGAUGAUGCAGAAGCCGGACGAACGUGGUGAACAUGCUAUGAGC